This is a messenger RNA of Aspergillus sclerotioniger CBS 115572, 2564 nucleotides long. Its product is annotated as putative C6 transcription factor. The transcript has 5 exons. The record is from RefSeq and is a predicted model, not a curated record. NCBI's taxonomy places the organism in Eukaryota, Fungi, Ascomycota, Eurotiomycetes, Eurotiales, Aspergillaceae. Gene Ontology annotation, cellular component: nucleus. Gene Ontology annotation, molecular function: zinc ion binding; DNA-binding transcription activator activity, RNA polymerase II-specific; RNA polymerase II cis-regulatory region sequence-specific DNA binding. The coding region runs from base 150 to 2540 and encodes 796 amino acids. Gene Ontology annotation, biological process: regulation of transcription by RNA polymerase II; DNA-templated transcription.
ACGUAAGCCACCGCCCGGAAGGCCCUCGCCCAGUUCCUUAUCUGAACGCCGACCGACCGACGGAUGUCUCUCGGAGAGCGAGAGACCACACCAAGAGGGGCGCCUAGCAAUUCUUCGCAAGUUCUUCCCUUCCCCAUCAGUUGCCUCCGAUGAAAGGGCCCCUUUCCAGGAUGGCCGAUUUUCACCAACCUUUGGGGGCUCCUCCUGACAUGGAGCCCCCGCCGGAACAGCACCGGGUGAGGAAGCGUCGCAGACGGACCAUGGCGUGUAUGCAGUGUCGCAGCAGAAAGCUCCGCUGCGACCGCGAAUAUCCUGUAUGCGGUCGCUGCCAGAAGAGCAAGACACCAUCCAAAUGUACUUAUGAGGACGGCUUUCUCUGGCAACAGCCUAAUACAGUUGCCUCGCCCGUUUUCUCCGACCGAGGUCCCACAACCACGGUGCAAAUGCCCCAGGCUGAUCGGGCGACUGCCCACCCUACCCCGGACUCGGGGAUAAGCAGUUUACCGUCUCGGUAUCAUCCCUCGCUCCCCGUCGAGGAAAAACGGGAUAAAUUUCUGGAAACCGUCCUGGGAGCUCCCAAGGCUGCCGUUAACCAAGAGCCUUAUGUCACCACAGAGUUGUUGCAGCGUCAUCAUCCCCCGGACACCCAUCCGGAGACACACCCUUACCCGGACGAAGACGAUGAUAGUCCCCCUUCGCCUUCACAACAAUUGGACGUCUCCCCUCGAAUCAUGAUGCGUGGGAAAGAAACAAAGACCCGCUUCAAUGGCUCGGGCAUUUUUGCCAACCUUAUUGCACAGUUUCCGGACCUCAGGGCUUUUGCGGAGGAGAUCCGCCAGGCCAGCCCACAUCUUUCUGCAUUACGACCCGAUCUAAUGAGAGUGAGGAAGGGGAUCUGGAAGAAGAAACCUUUGAAUACACCGUUCCCCACACCCACCACAAGUACGAUGAUUCCAAUGCUACCGACACGUGCAGUGGUGGAUGAGCUCGUCCUUCUUUAUUGCACAUACAUCGAAUCAGCCCAUCGGAUCCUUCAUGUCCCGUCGUUCCUCAGAGAACUGGAGCAAUUCUGGGCCCAGAGAGACUCCCCGGAUAUGGUCUCGCCGAUCUUUGUCGUGCAGCUCCUAUUAGUUUUGGCAUGUGCAUGGAACUUUGCCGAUUUCAAUACCCUGCAGGUAAAGAAUGAGGGGAAUCUGCAAUGUUAUACGGCCGUGGAGUGGGUCCUGCAUGCAGAGAAGUGGAUGGAAAAUGCACACAUCAAGCGACCGGAGCUGACCAGUCUCCGCCUCAACACCCUUCUGAUCAUCGCCCUCAACAUCCAUGGCAUGAAACGUAGCCAGGCUUGGCUCGCUACGGGUACGCUAGUCAAGCAAGCCAUGAUGGCCGGCUACCAUCGGGAUCCCACCCGAUAUGCCCGGAUCUCCGUCUUCAACAUGGAGAUGCGCAGGCGCAUAUGGACCACGAUCGUUGAGCUCGAUCUGCAGGUUUCUCUCGAAAGAGGCAUGCCGCCCUCGAUCCAGGAGGCUGAUUAUGAUACGGCCCCGGCGCUAAACAUCAAUGACAGCGAGAUCCAAGAGGACAGCACCGAGCUUCCCACGGCCCAGCCAUUGGAUGUCGUGACUGAUUGUUCCUUCCAAGCGGUUCUCGUACAGUCCCUUCCUCUGCGACUGAAAGCCUGCGCAUUGAUGCACUCCCCACGGAUCAGCUGCCGGUAUGACGACAUCUUACAUCUAGACUUUGAGCUCAACCGACAUCUCUCGAAAAUUCCCGUGUGGCCGACUCCAGGCAUGGACGACUUUCAAACCGCACACCGCGUGAUUCUCAUCCGAGCUCUUUUGGAGAACAAAGUCGGACAUACUCUCUUAUCUAUCCACACUCCGUUCGCCAUCGAAUCCCCGAAGGAUUCCCUCUUUGCACCGUCCGCUCGGGCUCGCCUAGAAGUGGCGUCGAUGAUUUUAUCGACGCAGAGACGCUUACGCGAAAUGUCGCCGCAGCUGUCUCUCUGUAACAUAGGCGACUGGACCAUGCAGGCUUACUGCACGAUCUGCCAACUCCUACACCAAGGACAGAGUGACAACGGCUCUUCCACUUCUCUGACCCGAACCCUCCCGGGGCUCCCCGAGUCCCUGAUCUCUUUGGUUGAGGUGGCCUUGUCAUGCCUCGAAUCCCGCCUCCUCGUGGUGGUCAAGGGAGCCAAGGAAUAUUUCUUCAUGUCGACCAUUGUAGCUCUGGUCAAGGUGGGCCUCUGGCCAAGCCAAGCGCAGCUCUACAAGCAGGAGGUAGUUGAGCGAGUGAUUCUCUUCUCCCAGACCCUAUUCACACGACACGCCAAUUGCACCCAUCUAGGCGACUGGGGGAUGGGCAACUUCAAAACCAAUCAGGUCCCCAGCUUGAAUGCGGGUCCUGGGAUGCCCCCGCCGUUCGUCCCCGACGUCAACAUGGCGCCAACCCCGAAUUAUGGCAUGAUGCCCCCGGGCGACCUAGACCCCUUCCUCGAUGCGUUCGACUGGGGUGACCUCACAGGGAUCACCUUUCAGUAAUGAUGUAAAAAUAUCUCAUGCGCC